UUAUUAAAUAUAUGAUAAAGAGUAAGUUUUUCUGCAUGAGAAAUACAGUGUGUGGCGGGAGAGCGUGACAAAAGACUGAAAUGAAUGACUGUCACUCUCAAUGCGUGAUACUUGAGAGCCCUGUGGAUCAGACUUGUUGUCCGGCGCAUCCUACAGAUUUAGAUCUAGUGAAUUUGGAGGCCGAGUCAACUUGAUUUGGUUUCUCAAACCAUUCCUGAACAAUUUUUGCACUGUGACAUUACACAUUAUCCUCCCACUGCCAUUAGGGAAUACUUUUGCCAUGAAGGGAUGUACUUGAUUUGCUAUUAUGUUUAUAACGAUUGUGUUAAUGGUAUGUGUCAAAGUAACAUCCACAUGAAUGUUAGGGCCCAGGAUUUUACAGUACAUACAGUAGUGUGCAAAGGUUUUAGCCGUGUGAAAAAAUGCUCUAAACUUAGAAUGCUUUUAAAAAUAGAAGUGUUCAUAAUUUCUUUUCAUCAAUUAACAAAUGAACAAAAGAGAAAUCCAAAUCAAAUCAAUAUUUGGUGUGAUGAGUCUUUGCAUUCAAAGCAGCAUCAAUUCUUUUAUGGACACUUACACACAGUUUGUGAAGGAACUCGGCAGGUCAGCUGUUCCAAACAUCUUGGAGAUCUAACCACAGAUCUGUGGAUGUAGGCUGUCUCAAAUCCUUCUGUCUAUUCAUGUAAUCCCAGUGAGGCUAAAUGAUGUUGAGAUUUGGGGUCUGUGGGGCACAAACAUCACUUCCAGGACUUUUUGUUCUUCUCUAUGCUGAAGAUAGUACUUAAUGACAUUGGCUGUAUGUUUGGGGUGGAUGUCGUGCUGAAGAAUAAAUCUGGGGCCAAUCAGACACCUCCUUGAUAGUAUUGAAUGAUGGAUAAGUAUCUGUCUGUAUUUCACAGCAUGACAUUCUCCAAGGAACCUUCACCAAUGCCUCACUGUUGCCUGCAGAUGCAGAUGCUUAUUAUUGUUCCUCUCUGAAGCCCUUCAGUGAACAACCUGCCUCCUUAUAUAGCCAAAUAUUUAUAAAAUUGUGACUCAACCAUCCAGAUCACCUGCUGCAUAUCAGUUCUUAUACAUAUUUGAGUCACUGCGACUUGGUUCCACAUCUAAAGGUAUGGCUUUGUGGUAUCAAUUGUUCUAUUAAAACUACUUCUGGCCAGACUUCUCCAGACAGUACAUGGGUCCUACCAUUUUCUUCCGGUUCUUUGUUGAUGGCAGUGUCGGAUAUCUUCUGUGCAUGAAGUGUCCAAGUCAUGUCAAGUCAAGAAGCUUAUAUAUUUACUAUAUAUAUUUACUACUAUAUUUAGCUGUUUAUCUGCUGCAUUACGUUUCCUUGGCUGACCACGGCAUCUACGGUCUCCAUCACUGCCUGAUUCAAUGUACAUCUUCAAAAUAGCUUGAACGACAAAAUAUUUUGAAAGUCUGCUUUGAAAUCUUUGCCUGUGAGAGACCUUGCUGAUUCAGUAGACUAUCAUGUGUAUUUUUGCUGUGCUCAGUCUUGCCAUGGUAUAUGACCUGUGACAUGAAAUUGUCUUCUAUAAUCUAACCUUAGUAGCAGUGUUUAGCUGUGUAUGCUUCAGUUAAUGACUGAGUUUCAAACUACAUCUGAAAUUGAUGAUCAUUAGAACGUGCUUGGUUUAACACUAGAUGUUGGAGCAUACUGUAGCUGUGGGAAUUUCUUAUUCAGUUACAAGAGCAUUAGAGAUCAAACACUGAUGGCAAAUGACAAGGUCUGGGGUGCAGUCAGCAUUCCAAUUAUUUCCAAAAAAUUUUCUCAGUGGGUUUUGAGGUCAGGGCUCGAGCUGAAGUUCUUCCACAUCAGCCUUUGACAUUGUAUAUAUGGAUUUCGAUUUGUGUACAGAGGCAUUGUUAUGAAGCAUGAAACAUGUAUGUGGUCCUUUAAUUCCAGUGAAGGAAAGUGUUAAUGCAUUAUAAUCACACUACAACCUUCUUGACCAUUGUGUUCUUCCAAUUUUGUGGCAACCGUCUGGAGAAGAAAGUUUUAGCUGUAUGGUGUCCAGAGAUUGUACCAGCUCCAGUUGUGUUUCAUGUCAUGUAGAUUACAGACUUUCAGUGAGAAGAGACCGACCCCGCGAUUAUCCUGAAGCAUCUAGAGAUGUACCAGCUCCAGUUUUAAUUCCACUUCAUGAGGAUUUCAGGCAGUCAAAGAGGAGAUACUAACUACCUGUCUUUGAGGAAAACAAACUCCUAAUCCUAAUCAAUACACAAAGGUCAGACUGUAUCUGACUGUAGAAAGGGCAUUAUUCAUAAUCACACCCUCUGGUGUCACCCGAAUGAGGAUGAGGUUCCCCUUUGAGUCUGGUUUCUCUCAAGAUUUCGUCUUCCAUCUAAGUGAGUUUUUCCUCAGCACAGUCGCCUGAAUCACCUCAGACUUGCUCAUUGGGGAUAAAUACAAACACAUUUAAAUAUAAAUCUAAUAUUAAUCUUUGUAUAAUAUUUUUAAAAUUUGUUUUAAUGCAGUACAAGAGACAAAUAAUGUAGGAUAAUAAUGCGUACCUGUGAAAAACAAACCAACCAACAUAGCCACAUUUCCAUUGCAGGGCUGGAACGUAAUGUGUUUGUGGUGUAAAACCACUUUAUGCAAAAGGUGCAAUCAAGUAAUGUGUGACCUUUUUGCAGUCUUUAACCAUGUUUAAGUUUUUCUUUAGUUCAGCUGCCUCCAUAAAAUGUAGAGAAACAGAAACAAGAAUUUCACAUUAUACAUUUUGUGCCAGUAUUAAAAAAAAAAAAGAGUAAUUAGUAAAAAUUUGUAAAAAAUUCAAAACAAAAAUGAGUUUGUGUUGCUUAAUUUGUGAAACAGAUCCACAUCUAAUGAAAGACUUAUUUUAAAACAUGUUUUUUUUUUAACGUUUGUGAUUGUUAACCUGAAAUCUAUUAUCAGUUCAAGAUAUGUUAAUUUUGCAUUGUGAUUCUCUUGAGUGUAGAAUUCUGGGUAAAAAUGCUAAAAAUCGAUGUCAUAGCUGCCUAUGGUAAUUUCAGGAAGUGAGAGCCAAUGAAGCGCAUCACAUAGCAUUAGUGUUAGUGUGGAAGUAACAGAUGCAGAAUGAAAUCGAAGUGGUUCGUCUUCCCAGCUGUGUGGACUAUUCUAAUUUUGCCAACUUUCUUUGUUACAGGUGAAAAUCUGUGCAAAAGAGAACUUUUAAAAAGCACAAACGUUUCUGCUAAGCUCCAGUCUGAUGUCCUGCUGCCGUGUAACCUCGAUCCAGUUCUCCUCCGAUCAAAUAAGACUGCAGAUGUAGCAGUAGUGUGGAAACAGAUAAACACAACAGCACACGGUUUACUGGAGAUCAGUCAGCAUGGACAAGAGACGUACUGGAAUUAUAGAGAUGGACGUGUUAAGCAUUUUCCUAAGCUCUCUGCAUCAGGAAACUUCUCCAUUCUUCUUAAGAAAGUGCAGCCGUAUGAACUGGGUCUCUACACCUGUGAGCUUUUUAAUGGGACCUGCAGUAUUGGGUAUCAGGAGAUACAGCUGGGUCAAAGCAAACAUCAAGACCAAUACACACAUCAGUCAAUAUGGAUUAUAUUAGGAGCAUUAGCAGGAGGACUUGUGCUGCUUGCUGUACUCACAACUUGGUUAUAUGCAAACCGACAAAGAAAUAUCAUUAUUGCCGAAACAGACUACGUCUCUGCAGGAAACAUCGAGGGCCCAGUAGCAGAGUCAGACAGAAACAAUCAAGUAAUUGCGAAUCCGAUAUAUGACAUUUAUUCUUGGCAAGAGACGAAUUACUGUGUGGUUGAAGAGGAAGGGAUUUCAUCUGAAACUCCAGUUUAUGCUACUGUCCAGAAAGGAAAAAAGCUCAACAAACCAUAAAGGAAGCCGUACUUCAUAGGCUGAAAAAAAAAAGUGAAGAUUGUUAUUAGUAAAUCAGCGAGAUAUUGUGAUGAAAUGCAUUGUUUAAUCUUUAAUCAUUUCACUCGUGUGUGAAAGCUCAAACUGACUGUAGACUUAGCAGCGAUCACUUUAAAGAUUAAUAUCUACAUACAAUAGUUUAGAUUUCAUUUUCAUUUAGAUUUUAUUGUCUUGGGUUUACACACAGAGCAAGCUGUCUUUCUCCUGCCUAAAAUAAAAAGAAAAAAUAUA
Tachysurus fulvidraco (yellow catfish) is the source of this 4102-nucleotide messenger RNA. RefSeq lists its product as uncharacterized. Lineage: Eukaryota; Metazoa; Chordata; Actinopteri; Siluriformes; Bagridae. Bases 3065 to 3832 code for a protein of 255 amino acids. The record is from RefSeq and is a predicted model, not a curated record. The transcript is spliced from 7 exons.